AUGGCCGCAAAAUCCAGCAACGAGCACUUCAGGCUCGAGAACCUCUUCAGCGUGAAAACCAAGGUCGCACUGGUCACAGGCGGCGGGUCCGGGAUCGGGCUGAUGGCCACACAAGCGCUCGCGAAGAACGGCGCAAAGGUUUACAUCACCGGCAGAACAGAGGAGAAGCUCGACCGGGUGGCUGACCUUUACAACUCCAACGUGGAUGGCGAGAUCAUCCCCAUCACCGCAGACGUGACGGAUAAAAAGUCUAUCGACAAGCUCGUUAAGGAGAUCGGGUCGAGGGAGAAGUAUCUCUCGAUCCUGGUAAACAACGCCGGCGUGAGCAGUGCCACGCAGACGGUUGAGCACGAGGACCCAGAGAAGCUCCGCAAGGCGCUAUUCGAGGAUGCAUCGAGCAGCAUGGAGGAGUGGGACAAAACGUACCGGACGAAUGUGGUGCAGUGUUUCUUCACGACGACGGCGUUUCUGCCGCUGCUGCAGAAGGGGUCGGAGGUUGAGAAGGGAUGGUCGAGUACUGUUGUGAAUAUCUCGUCGAUCUCAGGGAUAAUCAAGGCAUCGCAGCAUCAUUUCGCGUAUAAUGCGUCCAAGGCGGCGACUAUUCAUUUGACUAAAAUGUUGGCGCAUGAAAUUGCCAGCUCCAAUUUGAGAAUUAGGGUGAAUAAUAUUGCGCCUGGCGUGUUUCCGAGUGAGAUGACGGCCGGAGAGAGCGACGAGAAGCAGAAGAGUGCGAUUCCGAAGGAGAAAUACGAGCAGAAGGUUCCAGCAAGAAGGCCGGGCAAGGAUGAGGAUAUGGCGAGUACCGUGUUGUUUACGGUUGCAAACCAGUAUUUGAAUGGGCAGACCAUUGUUGUUGAUGGAGGUUAUGUGCUGGCAACGGGAACUGUCUAA
This is a messenger RNA of Aspergillus versicolor CBS 583.65, 891 nucleotides long. Its product is annotated as SDR family NAD(P)-dependent oxidoreductase. The record is from RefSeq and is a predicted model, not a curated record. Gene Ontology annotation, molecular function: oxidoreductase activity. The coding region runs from base 1 to 891 and encodes 296 amino acids. NCBI's taxonomy places the organism in Eukaryota, Fungi, Ascomycota, Eurotiomycetes, Eurotiales, Aspergillaceae. The transcript has a single exon.